AUGAUAUUCAACAAGAGCUUUGUAAAGAAGAAGAAGGUCAGGGUUAAGGAAAAAUCCAAUGCAGAAAAGCCAGGAUGGAAGAAAAAAAUGGUAUCGUUAUGGAUUCAGGAAAUUCGAGGCGUUUAUCUAUGGCUCUGUAUGGCCUUUGCUGCCCGAGUAUUGAUCCGUUUUCUAUACGAUCUUGCUGCGUAUAGAGAUAAUAAUACAAUGCCGGAAUAUUUCUGGCACUAUACCGCAGGAAGCAGCCGGGAGAUGACAGGAAUCAAACUAGAACUGCUGAAAAUCUCAUCCAUCGUCUCAAGUUGGGCCUUGUCGUUAAUGCCCUCCAAAGUUCUGACACUCCAAGCUCCCGGGUUUAUUUUUGCAAACCCCAUAUUAUUGUUGUGGAUUCGGGACAAGACCCAAAUGAUCCCAAACAUACCUACUAGGGCUAGUGACUAUGUUCUGGGAAGGAUACGACUUUGGGAGUUCUUGUCACUGCUCCCAGUCCAUGUCCUCGUUACAUUUUUGCUGAGCAUGUCUCUACGGCGGGUGCUUGCAAACGACAUGAUAGAAAUUGCACUUGGGACCAUUCAAUAUGCAGAGGGAGGGAACCCAUGGAUUGUGGACUUUUUUAGUGAGAUGUUAAUCACAGCGGCGUACACUGUCGCACUUCAAGUCCUGCCAGUUUUGUUUCAACUCAAUCGAGUGCCUAGAUGGUGUGUGGUUUGGCUCUUCUUCCCCAUCUUUAAUUUUUCUGUAGACUCGAAGGGAAUGGGCAGCGCCUUUUGCCCAAAUAUCCUCUUGACGUUUGGAUUGAUGGGUUAUGGCGCACCGGAAAUGAGAAUAAUGAGUUCCAUGCUAGGGGGAAUGAUUGGAGGGAAAAUCAUGCAAACUUACUUUCCAGAUGACAAACCAGUGAGCGCGGAUUUAGCAGUAUUCUAA
Messenger RNA from Cylindrotheca closterium, 924 nucleotides. The record is from the annotation of a GenBank genome assembly. Lineage: Eukaryota; Bacillariophyta; Bacillariophyceae; Bacillariales; Bacillariaceae.